This is a messenger RNA of Dioscorea cayenensis subsp. rotundata (Guinea yam), 1149 nucleotides long. RefSeq lists its product as uncharacterized. The coding region runs from base 1 to 1149 and encodes 382 amino acids. Lineage: Eukaryota; Viridiplantae; Streptophyta; Magnoliopsida; Dioscoreales; Dioscoreaceae. The record is from RefSeq and is a predicted model, not a curated record. The transcript is spliced from 3 exons.
AUGCAUUUGGCAAAAAAAGAGAGGGAAAGAGCUGGACGAGGGGCAGAAGAAAAGGAAGGAAACAAAUCAGAAAGUGAGGAUGCUGAAGGCAGUGAUACCUCUAAAGCUUCUAUUGAGUUGCAUUCUGGUUCUUCUACAUAUGAGGAUGUCUUGAGGGUUAUUAGGCUGAAAUAUCCUGAAUUCAGUAACGAGGUGGACAUGAGCGACCUUGUUUUUAAAAUUGGCCAAAAAUUCAGAAGUUUUCAACAGUUUAGGGAGGCAGUUAGAAAUUACGGCAUCAAAAACCAAUAUGUGAUGAACUUUAGGCCUAACAACAAGAAAAGGUGUAAUGCUUUUUGUAAAAAGGGCUGCCCUUUCUACUUGUGGUGUUCACCAAUGGUAACUGAUAAGGAGACAGUACAAAUAAAGUCAGAAAUUCUUAAACAUGAAUGCACAAGAGACCACCACAGCAUCAGGCAUGUGAGUGCAAAAUGGAUUGCGAAGAAUUACUUGGAGCAGUUCAAGGCAUACCCCUCUUGGAAGCUUGCUGGAAUCAGACAGACAGUUAGGAGCAAUGAAGAGACCGAUAUUAGCAAAAUAAUAGCCUGGAGGUCUAAAUGCAUAGCGUUGAGGUUAAUUGAUGGUGAUGAGGAGAGCUGGAUAAGAAAGCUUCACGAUUAUAGGCUUGAGUUACUAAGGACGCAUCCUAGGUCAACAAUCAUGUUGAAAUGCAUUAAUCAAGGUGUCUUCGAUGGGAUGUACAUCAGUUUGGCUCCACUUAAAGCAGGUUUCAUGGCAGGAUGUAGGUCUUUUAUAUCUGUAGAUGGUUAUUUUCUAAAGGGGUUAUAUGGAGGACAACUUCUCACGGCUGUUGGAGUGGACGCGAAUGACGGUAUGUACCCAAUCGCUUGGGCUGUGGUGAGCAUAGAGAAUAGGGAGAAUUGGACAUGGUUUUUGGAGUUGCUUGCAGCUGAUCUGGAGAUCAAUAAUAGCCACCAUUGGGCAUUUAUGAGCGACAGACAAAAAAGCCUUGCGUAUGCCGAAGAUAAUGCCAAAAACAAUAACACCACCAACGGUGAUGACGAGGUUACCAUGACAACGCUGACGAGGGAGAGCACUGGUGUUGCUCUCCAUUAUCCGAUGCUAUCUAAGACAAACUAUACAGUGUGA